Messenger RNA from Recurvomyces mirabilis, 432 nucleotides. RefSeq lists its product as uncharacterized. The transcript is spliced from 2 exons. Bases 1 to 432 code for a protein of 143 amino acids. Lineage: Eukaryota; Fungi; Ascomycota; Dothideomycetes; Mycosphaerellales; Teratosphaeriaceae. The record is from RefSeq and is a predicted model, not a curated record.
AUGUCCUACAUCACAGAAGGCGCAGAAUGGAUGAACCCUGUGCCCUCAGCUGUCAAGAACUUGAUCACCAAUUUCUUCCGCAUUGGAGAUAAGCCUGAUCCAGAUGCUGGAAAUCUAUGGGCUGAUGAAGUCUUCGCUGCAGACGGGCGUCUGGUUGUCGGUGAAAAUGAAAUUGUAGGCGAGCAAGGCGCAUGGGCGGCGAUCGAAUCUCGACGACACGUGGUUCAGCGCGUGUAUGCCGGGGGAAGUGACGCUGAGGAUCUCAUGCUUCACGGUGUGUUGACUCAAACUAUUCGUGGCAAUGGUCGUGAAGUUCAGAUACCGUUUGCGGCCAGGAUGGUCUUGCAGCCAGGAUCCCGACAGACAUCGAGUCCAAAAAUCCAGUUGUAUCAAGCCUGGGCGGUAAGAAACUCCGAACGACUGGAUGAAUAG